GAGAGAGAGAGAGAUCUUGGACGGACAGAAGUAGCCAGCUAGUUACGUUAAGUGAAUUUUGACACGACAGAACGCGGCGUUUUAGACUGUCACUUUCUGCUCUCUGGAUCUCUCUCGUCCGGCUCCGAGAAUACCACGUCGAUCUUCAGCUUGAAAAACUCAAAAGGCGUUCGCAUCAGCUGGCAUGAGCUAACCCACCAGACAUGGAGACAAAACCUUUCUUGUCACUGGGGUUCCUGAAGCCCCAGUGCUCUCUAGCAUCACCGCCCCCCCAGCGAGGAAGACCCGGGGAAGUCUGCUCCUGUUUCAGUGGCAUGUGCCAUCUCCACCAGCGCCGACUGUCCUCAGAUGGCUCGGGACACCUGGUCUCGCCCACCUCCGGCCGGAUGCACCACUCUCUGCUGAGCCCGUCCUCCAUGGGGCCCUCGGGCAUGCACUCCCCCAUCAGCUCCCUCAGCUCCCCCAUCAACGGCCUGGGCUCGCCCUUCUCCGUCAUCAGCUCCGCCAUGGGCCCCCACAGCAUGUCCCUGUCCUCCGCAGGCAUGGGGUACGGGCCCAGCAUCAGCCCCCAGCUCAGCUCUCCCAUGAACUCGGUGAGCAGUUCGGAAGACAUUAAGCCCCCUCUGGGGCUGAACGGGGUGAUGAAGGCCCCAGCCCAGCCCUCUGGCACACCCAUGUCCCUCACCAAGCACAUCUGCGCCAUCUGUGGAGACCGGUCUUCAGGUAAACACUACGGGGUGUACAGCUGUGAAGGCUGCAAGGGCUUCUUCAAGCGCACGGUGCGGAAGGACCUGAGCUACACCUGCAGAGACAACAAGGACUGCAUCAUCGACAAGCGCCAGCGCAACCGCUGCCAGUACUGCCGCUACCAGAAGUGUCUCGCCAUGGGCAUGAAGAGGGAAGUUUUGUUAAACGCAGCCGUCCAGGAGGAGCGGCAGAGGGCGAAAGAACGGAACGAGAGCGAGGUGGAGUCCUCCAGCAGCGCCAACGAGGACAUGCCGGUGGAGAAGAUCCUGGAGGCCGAGCUCGCCGUGGAGCCCAAGACGGAGACGUACAUCGAGACCACCCUGGGCACGCCCUCCAGCUCGCCCAACGACCCCGUCACCAACAUCUGCCAGGCGGCGGACAAGCAGCUCUUCACCCUGGUGGAGUGGGCCAAGCGCAUCCCGCACUUCUCAGAGCUGCCGCUGGACGACCAGGUCAUUCUGCUGCGUGCAGGGUGGAAUGAGUUGCUCAUAGCCUCGUUCUCUCACCGCUCGAUCACUGUAAAGGACGGGAUCCUGCUGGCCACGGGGCUGCACGUGCACCGGAACAGCGCCCACAGCGCCGGGGUGGGGGCCAUCUUCGACAGGGUGCUGACAGAGCUGGUGUCCAAGAUGAGAGACAUGCAGAUGGACAAAACAGAGCUGGGAUGCCUUAGAGCGAUCGUCCUCUUCAACCCAGAUUCCAAAGGGCUGUCGAACCCGGGGGAGGUGGAGGCACUGAGGGAGAAGGUCUACGCCUCGCUGGAGGCCUACUGUAAACACAAGUACCCUGACCAGCCCGGCAGGUUCGCCAAGCUGCUCCUGCGUCUCCCGGCCCUGCGCUCCAUCGGGCUGAAGUGCCUGGAGCACCUCUUCUUCUUCAAGCUCAUCGGGGACACGCCCAUCGACACCUUCCUCAUGGAGAUGCUGGAGGCUCCGCACCAGAUGACGUAAUCGGGGGCCACGCCCUCCUCCACACAGACUGGUGACAUCGUCCCAUCGUCAGACACACGGAAAAGCACGCAGUAUAAAGUCCCCUCUUCAUUUCCACACGCGUUUUAAAAAAACAAAAAAGAGUCGAGUUCAUGACAUCUAUGGGUCUGUUUUAUACUUUGUAUAAAUAUAUAAAUGUAUAGCUCAUGAAAAAAAAAAGAGAAAACGAUGAACUGAAAACGCAAGACAGACGAUAAAAUGUAUCAAGCCAUUGUUUUUGUUUUUAAAAGAAAAGAUUUUAUGGAAGACACAGGAUGAGAGGCGUUGAUACGUUUUUGCCGGUUUGUUGUAUACGGCGAGCUCGUCGUAGGAUAGUCGGCGUUGUUAUGGUGACAAUCGCGGUGCUUUUUCGGCUGGAGAGCGAGUCGGUGGGCCUCUCUCGUUCCGCGUCGGACGCCGCCUCAGAUCCAGGAGUUGGAAGGAGAGUAUUUAUGUCUGGGAGGGGACCAGAGGGGAGGUGGGGGUCACCUCUGUUCUGUUUCGCGUAGCAGAAACGCUGCCCUGCCCACACAGCCGCCAUUUUAACACCACCUGACAGUGGGAAGUUGAGUAAAAUUGCAGGUGUUUUACCACAGUAAAGCGCCAUCUCAGUCCCCCCCCCCUCCCCCCUUCAUACCUCUGGGGGGGGGGGCAGCGACUACACCAGACAUCGCCCGACCCCUGUGACCCCGCCCUCCAGUCUCUAAGCCCCUCCCACUCCGCUAUCUGCCUCCACACUGCUCGGCCCGCCCGCCUGGGCGGGGCUUAAAGCAGCAUAACUUAUUACAGUAUGAUGCAACCACAUUCAGUAUUCAUGGUGUUCAUUUUCACAACUGUGCAAUUCCUCCUCAGUUCAGUUCAACUCCGUUCAGUUUGUUCAGUUCAGUGUGACUCAGUUAAUUUCUGGUCAGUUUAGUUGUACUUGGUUCAGUUUGAUUCGGUUCAGUUUGACUCGGUUCAGUUUGACUCGGUUCAGUUCAGUGAUGUCCCUACCGAGUGGCUAUUGGGACAGAUCCAGUACGCGCUCAGUAGAACCCUUUCUAUCAAAGAGGAAAUCUACGUUCUCUUUUUCUUAGCACUUAAAGUUCCACUCACAACUGAAAGGCUCCGGCAUCCAAAGCUUGGAUCAGGAGCA
Messenger RNA from Conger conger (European conger), 2850 nucleotides. Its product is annotated as retinoic acid receptor RXR-alpha-A. Gene Ontology annotation, cellular component: nucleus; RNA polymerase II transcription regulator complex. The transcript is spliced from 11 exons. The coding region runs from base 204 to 1697 and encodes 497 amino acids. The record is from RefSeq and is a predicted model, not a curated record. Gene Ontology annotation, biological process: retinoic acid receptor signaling pathway; positive regulation of transcription by RNA polymerase II; anatomical structure development. Gene Ontology annotation, molecular function: retinoic acid-responsive element binding; nuclear receptor activity; zinc ion binding. NCBI's taxonomy places the organism in Eukaryota, Metazoa, Chordata, Actinopteri, Anguilliformes, Congridae.